Odocoileus virginianus texanus is the source of this 2546-nucleotide messenger RNA. Lineage: Eukaryota; Metazoa; Chordata; Mammalia; Artiodactyla; Cervidae. The record is from RefSeq and is a predicted model, not a curated record.
UGCACUUUACGUAAAUCAUCUUGUGUGGUCUUCACAAUAAUGCUGAGCAGGUUGUAGUAUUAUUCCCAUUUCACAGAUGGAAAAACUAAAGUUUUGCAAGAGUAAGCAGUUUACCAGAGGCCACAGUUCAUAAGAGAUCUAGGAACUCCGCCUGCAUAGUCUGUAAACUUAACCAUUUUGUGCAGCUGAGGGAGAGAGGGAUGGCUGGGGGGUGGAUGGAAGGAGUUAUUUGGGGAAAGGCAGACUUGGAGGAAAAGUCCACCAAGGUUUCUUACAUGUGCUAGCUCUCAAACUGCAAAAUAUCUGUUUACCUUGAUACAUAAUUAUUUGUUUAAACAGCAACGGACCUUCUUCUCUGAUUUCAGCAUUUACACAGGAAGUUCCUACAACGAGGUGCUUGCCAGUCGCCCUUCCCCAGAUCCCGAAUGCACCCCUGGCCAGGUGGCGCAGAGGACAGUCACUCUGCUGGUCAUGCUGAGCUCAUACUCUAAUGGCUGUUCCAUGAGGUCAAGACUGAGGCCCCUCCCUUCUCCCACUUUACCAAUGCCUGGUCUCAUGGGGUUAGUUUGGAGCCCACCACGAUGGCAUCAUCAACCUCCUCCCCGGCUCCUGGCUCCAGGUCCAAGAAGCCUCUGGGCAAGAUGGCUGACUGGUUCAGGCAGGCCCUGUCGAGGAAGCCCACGAAGAAGCCCGUCUCCCCAGAAAGCGCCCCCAGCGACGUUUCACAGCCGAGCUCACCGGACAGCCCCCCAUCCCUGGGCCGCAGCUCAGAGGUGUCUCCCAUCCCUACACCGUCGCACGGGGGCGCCGACGGCGGCGGCGGCGGCAGCAGCAGCAGCGGCCGCUGGAGCAAGGACUAUGAUGUGUGCGUGUGCCACAGCGAGGAGGACCUGGUGGCCGCCCAGGAGCUGGUCUCCUACCUGGAGGGCGGCGCCGCCAGCCUGCGCUGCUUCUUGCAGCUUCGCGACGCCACCCCCGGCGGCGCCAUCGUGUCCGAGCUGUGCCACGCUCUGAGCAGCAGCCACUGCCGCGUGCUGCUCAUCACCCCGGGCUUCCUCCGGGACCCGUGGUGCAGGUUCCAGAUGCUGCAGGCGCUGAGCGAGGCCCCCGGGGCCGAGGGCCGCACCAUCCCGCUGAUGUCCGGCCUCAGCCGAGCCGCCUAUCCCGCCGAGCUCCGAUACAUGUACUUCGUGGACGGCCGCGGUCCCGAACGUGGCUUCCGCCAAGUCAAGGAGGCUGUCAUGCGGUACCUGCAGACCCUUGGCUGAUGCUUGAUCCAUCACCACUGCACCCAGACAGUUGGAGAAGAGUGGGAAAUGCAGUUAGAGAGCCCAGGGCCUGGGAUUCCAGCAGACACAGAGUUGUAAGGAGUGAGUUUGCAGGACACUGUAUGUGACCCAGGGAUCAGACUGUCUGUGGCCUCCAUAUCCUUGGGCUCUCAGGAAGGACCCAGGGAAGUUGGGGAGCCCCUCCAGGGAGGCCUGGCGAGGCUGGGGAUUCCCCCAGGAAGGCCUGGGGAGACUGGGGACUUCCCCAAGAAGGCCUGGGGAGACUGGGGAUCCCCCAGGAAGGCCUGGAAGAGCCAGAAAUCGGAGGCGGGAGGAAGUGCUGAUACCAAGAUAUGGCCCACGUGAUGCCGCCUGCAUGACUGGACUUGAAGCCUGGCAGGUCAUAUCUAUGUCUUCAGCCCCUGGAAUCGGGCACUGGUGUUGAGGUGCAUUCCUCUUGAAGAGGUGGCUCACCUGAGUAAGGAGCUGGAAUCCUGGACCACUUGCCUCAGCUGCGUGGUUUUCCCAGGUGCGGGGAAGCCCUGAGCAGGCGUCAGGACAAAGCAACAGGUAUGCUGUCUUUCACACUCACACUCCUGCCGGGGUCUCCCUGUGAUGUCGUUCACAUCUAAAAGGUAUGUGGAAGAUGCCCUCAGCACUGUUGUUUCCACUGCACGCCUGUGAUUCAAGACCCACACCUAGAGCCCAUUCAGAAGAGACAGGAGAGAGCGGGGAGCAGGUGGGGCAAAGAGAAGGGAAACUCAGAUCUUUUAGCUGGGAUCAAAAGCCCUCUCACUGAUCACUGACAUGUGGGGGCUUCAUCACAUGUCUGGCCAGAACUCACGCUUUCUCAUGCAGAGAGCCCCUCACCUCUGCACUCAGAGGAAUCAGUGUAUUUCCUCUGGAGGAUGGUAUGUUUUCAAUAAAACUUGUUGAGCUGAAAUGAACUUAUUACUUCCCUGAUGUAUACUUUUGUGUCUCUUCGUCCACUCCCCCCUCCCCCACCACAUCUCCUUUUACUGAAAAAAAUAUACACAUAUAUAUUUUUCUAAAAACUGAGAUAUAAUUGACAUAUAUUAGUUUCAAGUGUACAUGAUGUGCUAUCUGCAUAUAUGAAAAAACCUUUAAUUACAAAUUAUCUUAUUACAUAUGAAAGGACUAAAGAAUAAUGUAGUACACUCACCUACUCUACACCCAGCUUAUUUUUUUAUACAAUACAUUGUAAUUUUUAUUUUAUUUUUUUCCAGUUUAGGAUUUUUAUUAUUUUUUUUCCAUUUA